UGAGUCUAAGAAAUUCAACAGCCUCAUUCUGGUGUUGGGAUGUACAGUAAGAUGAGCACUGGACAACAAGGAUUUUAGGAUUCAAGUCUACGGAAGGAUAAGUGGAUGCAGCUGCAGGACUUUUUACCCAUAACGCACACAGAAGCCCACCAUGUUCAGCAGGUUAAAAAAUAUUAUGGGGGCUCCAGCGCCUCCGCCUGCUCAGGCUGCUGCUGCUCCUCCUCCUCCUGCCUCAAAUCCUCCAGCAAAGGGAGAAAAGCCUCCUGAGAAGAAAGAUGAGGGAGAACAACCAAAGAAGGAGGACAAAAAAGAAGAAGCAAAGAAGGAGGACGGAAAAGAAGAAGCAAAGAAAGAGGAAGCGCAAAAGCCAGGUGAUUUCAAUAUCGACGAUAAUAAAGACAGAGGAAUGACAAAGGCACACUAUCGGAAGUCGCAACGGUUUAAGAUCGAUUUAAUCAGCAUCAUCCCAUUCGACCUGCUCUGCCUGUACUUUCAAUUCUCUGCCUUCUACAGACUCAACCGCUUCAUCAGGAUGGAUUCAUUUUUCGAGUUCAGUGACCGGCUCGAGAGUAUCAUGGCCAAGGCUUACAUCUGGAGAGUGGCUCGCACCACAGGCUACUUGCUCUUCGCUCUCCAUCUUAACGCCUGCGUCUUCUUCAUCGCCUCAGUUCACCAGGGUCUGGCAACGACCACGUGGGUGUACAACGGGAAGGGCUCUGCGUAUUUGCGUUGUUACUACUUUGCUGUCCGGAGUCUGAUCAACAUCGGCGGUCUACCAGAGCCCGUAACCACGUUCGAGAUUAUGUUUCAAAUGACAAACUUCUUCGUUGGUGUCUUUGUCUUCUCCAGUUUGAUUGGACAGAUGAGAGACGUCAUCGGUGCAGCAACAGCGGGCAAGACAUAUUUCCGGGCAUCAAUGGACGGCUGUGUCGUCUACAUGAACAGGUACACGAUCCCUAAACUGUGCCAGAACAGAGUCCGAACCUGGUACAACUACACGUGGGCUGCACAGGGCAUGCUGGAUGAGUCGGAGUUGUUGGACAAGAUGCCUCUGGUGAUGAGAACUGCCAUCGCUGUGGACAUCAACCUGGCCACUUUUCAGAAGAUCGCACUGUUUCAGGGCUGUGACCAGCAGAUGCUGGUAGACAUGUUGUUAAGGCUCAAGUCAAUCGUCUAUUUACCCGGAGACUUUGUGGUGAAAAAAGGCGACAUCGGGAAAGAGAUGUACAUCAUCAAGAGUGGAGCAGUGCAGGUGGUGGGAGGACCUGACAACAGCAUCGUGUUUGUCACACUGAAGGCUGGAUGUGUGUUUGGAGAAAUCAGUUUAUUACAAUCAGCUAAAGAUGGAGGAAACAGGCGCACCGCAAACGUCAAAGCGCAUGGCUUUGCAAACCUCUUUGUCCUCGAGAAGAAGGACCUGUUUGACAUCCUCGUCCACUACCCCGAGUCCCAGAAAGUGCUGGCCAGGAAGGGAAGGCAACUAGUCAAAGCCAAAGGACCUGCACCUGCCAAAACCAAUGAGGAAAAGCCAAAAGGUGCGACUCUGUUUGCACCCAAACCACCAACACCCAAGAUGCUCAGAGCCUUCGGAGACCUGCGAAGAGGAGGAUUCAUGGAAAAACUCAGGAAAGUUGCAAGGGAGACACACUGAGCCUGGGAUUUUCAAGCAAGUAAAUGAAUGAUUUCACAGAGGAGAUCACCAUUCCUGUCUGGACGUCAAUAACCUUCAUACAGGAGUCGGCACCGACGCUGAGAACAUGUCGACUGUCUGAGGAUACACACAUUUGCUUAAUUUGAAUAAACAAUACUUAUAAGUCUGUUCUCUGGUCUCUCUGUUUUUUUUUUUUUUUAAAUCUGCAUGUCUUUUAACCCAACAAAGCACUUUGUGAACUUUAAUUGUGUGAAAAAUGCUAUAAGAAUAUAUUUAUUCUAAUAAUAAAUAUUAAAUAUGAGAAUCAACGGAUAAAUAAACUGUACUUGGCAUAAUUCAUGAACAACGUG
This is a messenger RNA of Solea solea (common sole), 2001 nucleotides long. RefSeq names its product cyclic nucleotide-gated cation channel beta-3-like. Gene Ontology annotation, biological process: monoatomic cation transmembrane transport. Gene Ontology annotation, cellular component: plasma membrane; photoreceptor outer segment; intracellular cyclic nucleotide activated cation channel complex. The transcript is spliced from 15 exons. The coding region runs from base 152 to 1651 and encodes 499 amino acids. Gene Ontology annotation, molecular function: intracellularly cAMP-activated cation channel activity; protein-containing complex binding; intracellularly cGMP-activated cation channel activity. The record is from RefSeq and is a predicted model, not a curated record. NCBI's taxonomy places the organism in Eukaryota, Metazoa, Chordata, Actinopteri, Pleuronectiformes, Soleidae.